This is a messenger RNA of Asterias rubens (European starfish), 1836 nucleotides long. Its product is annotated as microfibril-associated glycoprotein 4-like. The transcript is spliced from 5 exons. The coding region runs from base 345 to 1340 and encodes 331 amino acids. The record is from RefSeq and is a predicted model, not a curated record. Lineage: Eukaryota; Metazoa; Echinodermata; Asteroidea; Forcipulatida; Asteriidae.
UUUAUUGAUCCUUAUUGCAAUGGGAUUUUUGCCAAAGUGGUUCCCCUAAAGUUACUGAUUUUAUAGGAGUGGCACCCCUGCAUAGUUCCUUGACUUAGUUUACUCUUUACUUAAUUAAUGAUGCGAGGCGCACCAGUCUAUUGCUUUGUGUUCCACUGGCCACAUGUGCUAGUGUGGGUCAGUGAGCAGCGAUACAGCGUUGAGGACAGAUCCAAUUUCAAGUUUCCUCUUGUGUCCUCCAAAAUUCUUAAAAGUUUGGACAUCAAGUUCCUGUAUUUCCCUGUGUGCUCAAUAAUUCUGAUUUUUUCAGAUUUUCUCAACAAUUCAAAGUGUACGAACACAGUAUGAAGUACGCAUUGCUGGUAUUGUUUGCAUGUGUCGUCGGCCUCCACGGUGGACAUGAAAAAGAGAAAGGCGGCUCUUCCCACGAGCAUCAGUUGGUGGAGAGUAAGAUAUCACAGGGAGUGCUAAGUCUGAUUGAGAAUGCCGUGAAGGUUGCCCAGUACACCAAGGUUGCGGAGAGACAGAAGGCACUGAGUCGUGUGCAAGUCAAACUGGAGGCUAUUGUGGAGCUACUGGAGUCAGAGGAACUCGACCCCGAACCCGCAACUACCGUUUACUACAAAAAUUGUCAAUCUCUAUUGAGCGAGGGCUUCAGAGAGAGUGGCGUGUACGACAUCUACCCAGAAUAUCCCGAAGUAAUGGAACCAAUGAAGGUGUACUGCGACCAAGUCACAGAUGGUGGAGGCUGGAUUGUUUUUCAGCGUCGCCGGGAUGGGCUUCAAUCAUUCGAGAAAACAUGGGACGAGUACGCCCAGGGCUUCGGUAAUCUUAGCACUGAGUUCUGGCUGGGUAACAACAACCUGCGAAUCCUUACUAAGCCUAAGAAGUCUCUUGGAAGUUUGGGCGGGAACGUUGUGCUGCGAGCUGAAGUCACCGACUGGGCUGAUUUGAAAGCGUUCUCAAAGUAUAACACAUUCACCGUAACUGGAGAUCUUUACACUCUGACUGCUGAGGACUUUGACGAGUCAUCGACAGCAGGGGAUGGAUUGGCAUAUCAAACAGGCAUGGACUUCACCACUAUCGACCGGGACAACGACGAGGCAUCUGGCGGUAACUGUGCUGAAUGGAUGAGGGGUGGCUUCUGGUUCAACUACUGCCACACAGCCAACCCUAACGGCCCAUAUCUCCAGCGAGGCGGACCCUACGGGGCCUUCACACCAGGGACUGACCAGGGGGUGAGCUGGACUACGUACACCGGGCAUGGUAGGGAACCAAGGCAGUAUUCCCUCAAGGGGACAGAGAUGAAACUGCGCAGAGAGCCGGAGAUUCUUCAAUAAGUACAAGAUGUAUUUGAUGGAUUCAUCUCAAUUUAAGCACCUGCAAAUUAUUUCAAUAAUUCAAGUGAACAGUAAAUUUACAUGAUUGAACAUUGGAACAAAAUAAUGUUUAUUUUCCAUUGACUGAGUGUCGCCGAUUAACAUGGGAAAUUCACAUGGGCUAGAGGAGGAGGACUCAAUAGAGGGCGCUGUCAGAAAAGGUUUUGUAUCACAUUAUUUGCCGUAAGGGUUGGGGGGGGGGGGGGCGACCAGAAUCUCCGGAGGGAGGACAGCAUCUCAUGUCACAAAGGCAGCUUCCAGUGGUUGUUCGUUAUGGAGAUUGUGGUUUUAAGACUACUGGUGACUACUUCUUUCAGCAAUCAGACAUUAAUUCCAUAAUCUUAAUGAUUUAAAGUUAAAAUUUGAGACAGUAAAAUAGCCUUAUCGGUUUGAUCGCAAAAUAUUAUUACGAUCUCGCCUCCGUUUUGUUUUGAGUUAUCAGUAGCAAUUUUGAUGA